AUCCAUGUCUCACAGGAUCGGCAUGAGAUAUUCCUAACAUUUGCAGAUUAUGAUGAUGACUAUAUUGCGUAUCUCAAGAAUAAAUCACCCAAGAACUCAGCCUUAUCAUUCUUAACCAUGCAUCAGUACGGUCCUUGGGAUACGCAAACUGCCUCUCAUAUGGCGGAAUUGGGACCUAUUCUUCUUGUCAUCACACUGGAUGCUCAAUCUGAUAUCCAAACAAAACAAAAG
Molecule: messenger RNA, 231 nt
Organism: Aspergillus homomorphus CBS 101889
Lineage: Eukaryota; Fungi; Ascomycota; Eurotiomycetes; Eurotiales; Aspergillaceae
Exons: 1
Source: RefSeq, a predicted model, not a curated record